Messenger RNA from Guillardia theta CCMP2712, 647 nucleotides. RefSeq lists its product as hypothetical. The transcript has 7 exons. The annotation marks the transcript as partial. NCBI's taxonomy places the organism in Eukaryota, Cryptophyceae, Pyrenomonadales, Geminigeraceae. The record is from RefSeq and is a predicted model, not a curated record.
GAUGUUUGAUCUCAACUCCAACAAUCAGCUGGUCGUUCAAUACCAUGUGCGCAUGCGACUUGGUCAGAUGCUGGGGGGGUACAAAUCCAACUGGAAGAGAGUGUUUCGCAACGUCUUUGACUUGCAGCCUACCAUGCUGAGCACAUCAGAGCACGAUGUGUAUGUGAUCGCUGAGCACAAGCCUGGUGAGGAACUCUUGCGGGCGAGGCUUUUCUACAUCUUCAAGGCUACGGGCUGUUGCUUCUGCACGCGAGCUUAUGACUUCAGUAGGAGUGGGCUGUACCAGUCGUGUCAGGUCUUCCAAGACGGAUCAGAUAUGAACUACAAGAAGCUCUUCAUCAACUUUCUGAGGAGAGCAGACGCCGACAGGGAGCUGGUGGCAUCGAUGGAGGAAGACAACGAGCGAGAGGCGCAGGCAGAGAGGUGGUGGGAACCUGAGCCGAGCAAUGCUGUUGGAGGGGGGCAGGGCAGCACCGACCAUGAGCUGGGGUCUGGCUGAGGAGAUGCGGGUGUGAAGGGCAAGGUUGUGUUGGCAAUACAAUGCGGCACUCCUUCCAUGUCGUACGACAAUCAGAAGUGAAGAUGAGAGAGCAACUCAAGCAGACAUGCAGGACUCAUGUGAUAGUCAGAAGACAUUGGUUGUUAUU